Molecule: messenger RNA, 2292 nt
Organism: Lates calcarifer (barramundi perch)
Lineage: Eukaryota; Metazoa; Chordata; Actinopteri; Centropomidae
Gene: kcnh6b
Product: potassium voltage-gated channel, subfamily H (eag-related), member 6b
Exons: 10
Coding region: 1-2292 (763 amino acids)
Biological process (GO): potassium ion transmembrane transport; regulation of heart rate by cardiac conduction; regulation of ventricular cardiac muscle cell membrane repolarization
Cellular component (GO): membrane
Molecular function (GO): inward rectifier potassium channel activity
Source: RefSeq, a predicted model, not a curated record
AUGUCUGAUUCAGACCUUAUGAAGAGUGGAGGACCAGGCAGCAAGGGCCCCGAAUGCCGCUCGCCUCCAACUCCCAGAAUGGAGCUGCUCAGCCCCUCCAAGGUGAAGGACCGCUCUCAGAACGUCACAGAGAAGGUCACACAGGUACUUUCUCUGGAGUCUGAUGUACUGCCUGAAUAUAAGCUCCAAGUGCCAGAGACAACAUGGUGGAUCUUGCUUCACUACAGCCCCUUCAAGGCAUUUUGGGACUGGAUAAUUCUCCUCCUGGUCCUCUACACAGCUGUUUUCACUCCUUACUCAGCCGCCUUCCUCUUGGACGAACAUGGGGAUUUACGUCAAAGGAGUUGCGGCUACACAUGCAACCCUCUGAAUGUGGCUGACCUCAUGGUGGACGUGCUGUUUAUUGUGGAUAUAGUCAUCAACCUUCGCACAACAUACGUGGACCAGAAUGAUGAGGUGGUCACGCAGCCUAGCCGGAUAGCCAAGCAUUAUAUCAAAGGCUGGUUCCCUAUCGAUCUGUUUGCGGCUAUCCCUUUCGACCUCCUCAUUUUCAGAUCUGGCUCUGAUGAGAUGGCAACCUUAACAAGCCUGCUGAAAACAGCUCGUCUGCUACGAUUGGUCCGUGUGGCAAGAAAACUGGACCGAUAUUCUGAAUAUGGGGCUGCAGUUCUCUUCUUACUCAUGUGCACCUUUGUACUCAUCGCCCAUUGGCUAGCCUGCAUUUGGUAUGCCAUUGGUUUUGUGGAGAGGCCAUACACAGAGACCGGUUGGCUGGACAACCUGGCUGAACAACUGGGCAAGGCAUACAACGACAGCGACUCCAGCUCUGGUCCAUCGGUCAAAGACAAGUAUGUCACUGCCCUGUACUUCACCUUGAGCAGUUUGACGAGUGUUGGGUUUGGCAAUGUUUCUCCCAACACCAACUCCGAGAAGAUCUUCUCCAUCUGCGUCAUGGUCAUUGGCUCUCUUAUGUAUGCCAGCAUAUUUGGGAAUGUGUCUGCCAUCAUACAGCGGCUGUACUCAGGUACAACCCGCUACCAUACCCAGAUGCUGCGAGUCAAAGAGUUCAUCCGAUUUCACCAAAUCCCAGGUGGUCUGCGCCAAAGGCUGGAGGAGUACUUUCAGCAUGCCUGGUCAUACACAAAUGGCAUUGACAUGAAUGCUGUGUUGAAGGGGUUUCCAGAGUCUUUGCAGGCUGACAUCUGUUUGCACUUGAACAGAUCUCUGCUACAGAACUGCAAGGCUUUCCGUGGCGGCAGUCAGGCCUGUCUGCGUGCCUUGGCUAUGAGGUUCAAGACAGUCCAUGCUCCUCCUGGAGAUACUCUGAUCCACUACGGAGAUAUCCUGGAAUCUCUCUUCUUCAUCUCUCGUGGUUCGAUCCAGGUCAUCAGGGAUGAUGUGGUGGUGGCCAUAUUAGAAAAGAAUGACAUCUUUGGCGAGGCUAUCUACCUUUAUGAUGAGCCAGGGAAGUCCAAUUCUGAUGUACACACCAUCACCUACUGUGACCUGCACCGCAUCCCAAGGGACGACCUGCUGGAGGUCCUGGAUAUCUACCCCAGCUUUGCAGACAACUUCUGGAGAAACCUAGAGAUAACUUGUGACCUGAGAGAUCCCUUCCAUCAUCGUCACUCACCUCCACAGGCCCAUUGGGAUGACCGCUGUAGCUGUGGGUCCCAAUGCUCCCAGUCCAGUGAGGACCUGGCUAAGUCUCUUGCUCAUGGUGCCAAAGUAGAACUUUAUCCUCCAGAGGAUGACAGACAGGACUACUCUCCCUCUGUAGUGCAGCUGCUACCCCCCAGUGGCACGUCAGUGGGGAGGGAAACAGUGUUGGACAGGGGCCACCAAGCUUCAUCUUUGAACGUGCCAGGAAUGUAUCAGUACUGGCCAGACCGACAAUCACAACAGUUUUCCAGUCGCACGUGGCGAUCUUCUUCUGUCCGCAACUCAUACCCACACCUUCACAGAAGAGAGGCCCAACUGGAGACACGCAUGACAGCCGACAUCAACGUUAUUCUCCAGCUUCUCCAGAGGCAGAUCGCUCCUGUACCGCCUGCCUACAGCACUGUAUCUAGUACCCUCCCUUCUGACUCACCUGGCCUGUAUGGGACAGGGGCACCAGUGCUGCACAGCAUGUACCCCAUUUCCAAUACAGAUGGACAGCAGAGCACCCACACAGAACCCAGGCUACAUGGCAACCUCCGCUACCCCUCGCUGCCAGGGAACCUGGACAUAAACUCAGGACUGGCUGAGAUCCAGAAACACCUGUCAGACCCCGUGCUGCCCGUCAUCUGA